AUGUCCUCCAAGCCCACCUUCGUCCUCGUGCCAGGCGCAUGGCACCGCACAGGGUACUUCGCCCAGAUCAGGGCUUGCCUGUCGGACCACGGGUACCCAUCCGUGGCAGUGACAACCCCGUCGGUGGGGUCCGACCCGCCAGCCACCUCGAUGGACGUCGACAUCGACGCCGCCGAAGCGGCCGUGAGGAAGGUGUUGGAUGCCGGUGACGACGUGGUCCUGCUCAUGCACUCGUACGGCGGAGGGCCCGGGUCUGAGGCCGCGGGGAGGAUCGCCGAGGAGUUGCUCGGGGGCGGCUGUGGUCCGGCGCAGGGGAAGGGCAGGAUCAAGAGGCUGGUGUAUGUUGCUGCGUUUGUCCCCAUCGAGGGCCAGCAGAUGGGGUCGCCGGCGUCGGUGAUUCCUACGUUCGUACCUGAGUAUAUGGACAUUAACAUGGAGACCGGAAACACCAAAUGCAACGAGACCGCACUGGAGUGGAUGUACGCAGGCCUGCCAGAAGAGGAGCAGCGAAAGCAAUUGGAGGCGACCUCCACACACCCACUCGCAACGUUCCUGGGACCACACAAGCGCGCUGGCUGGAGAUAUAUACCCUCCACUGCCGUGUACGCCACCAAAGACAAGCCGCUACCCCUGCCGUUUGUGGAGUUCAUGGUGAAGCGCGCCCAGAAGGAGGAGGCCAGGGAGGGCGGUGUCCAGGCCUUCACGGGGGAGCUGGGAGAGGUCUACAUGGACUGUGGGCACUGCGCCAUGUUCUUGGUGCCUGAGAAGGUGAAGGAGCUGGGCAAGAUCCUGGUGGCUGCUGCAGAGGAGUCGUGA
Messenger RNA from Diaporthe citri, 816 nucleotides. RefSeq lists its product as uncharacterized. Bases 1 to 816 code for a protein of 271 amino acids. The record is from RefSeq and is a predicted model, not a curated record. The transcript is spliced from 2 exons. Lineage: Eukaryota; Fungi; Ascomycota; Sordariomycetes; Diaporthales; Diaporthaceae.